This is a messenger RNA of Thelazia callipaeda (thelaziosis nematode), 201 nucleotides long. NCBI's taxonomy places the organism in Eukaryota, Metazoa, Nematoda, Chromadorea, Rhabditida, Thelaziidae. The record is from the annotation of a GenBank genome assembly.
AUGCGUAAUAAACGUGGAUUAUAUCAGUGUUGUGGUUUGGAAAGAAUGCAGUGCCUCUCUCAAGCAAACAAUAAAAUAAUUUUGAGGAUCGGUCAACUUUAUCGUGAAUCUGCGAAACAAUGUUAUGGUCCUUCUCAUGUUCUUAAUGACAAGAAGUCAUUUGAAGAUUCAAUUUACUGCCAAUUAAUUGGAUUAACUUGA